CCGCAUUCAGAGUUUAGAUUUAGAGUUAAAAUGGAUUUUUCGGUCAUUUGGCUUAAAGACAUUGAAGGGAAUGAGGAUAUUGACGAAAUUAAUAGGAAUAUCAAAGGACGCUUCGGGAAAGAAGAUUCUUCAAAAGAAUGGACAAUUCUUGCAAUGGGAGAGGCGUUAGAACAUCUGAAAAUAGCACUAAACGACGAAGAACUGGAAAAAMAAACUGAGAGACAUUCCUUCUUGCAUUCUAUCGAAUUUCUGGUUAACAUAUUUAGAAGACAUUGCAGUAAAMCACCUCCAUUCUGUAGGUCGAUUUACGGCCUUACGGACCAACUGUUAUCAUUACAGCUUGUCAUGGCUCAAAGAAAUAAACAGCAAUCUGGUCACUUUGAAGCUGAUUUACAAGAYGUUGUUACAACGCACCAGGAAAUAAUGAAAAGCAAGCUGAACAAAACACAGWACUGCAGUGAUAUACAAGAUAUUSUUGAAAAAUACAGCAWGUUCUUAGAUCACUGCAAYGCAUUGGACUAUGCUGAUUUGAUAUUCACCGUACAAGAAUGCUUUGAGUCUGAUAAAAGUGUCAAAGAGCUCUAUGAAAGGCAGCACUAUAUUAUAUAUGGAAAACCAGUAUCAGUUUAUGAGAUUGAAAUUUUAUCUCUACUUAUUGGACAAAGACAUAUUAAACAUUUUUCAUCAGAAAAAGGUGAUCUCAGCAUAACAUUUGAAGAAAUGCUUGACCAGAGUAAACGUCCAUCAAACCUUGCACCAUGUACACCAAUGAACUCCAAGAMUAAAACACACAGUCCMAUUACACCACAGAACAURACWAUGUCCCCACAACAAAGUCAGUCACCAAUGYUGAGUCAAUCACCAUUAUCACAAGGUCGUGUUAUGAUGGGUCAGGCAUUAUCAGUGUUUAUGUCCUACCUUCAAUUACUGGUCAACUCAAGGGACGAACUAGCCCUGGCAAGAGUGAUAAACACACCAUGUAGGGACUUAGGAAUGAGACAGUUCAAUAAAAUCAAGCAAGUUGCAAAGGACAAGAACAUGACUAUGUUUCAGAUGGUAAUGUCCUUCAUCCUUCAAAUCCGUCUUGGAGGAAAGAGUUAUGCACCAUCUAGUGAUAACCCUUUGCAUUUCAUGACAAAGGGCCUUGGGGAAUUUGUAUCAUUUUUCCAAAAACUACAAAACAUCAUCGAAGAAAUUGAAAACCCCAAAGCUGCAGUUCUUAAAAUCAUUGGAAGCUUACAAUCAACACUAUUAAAAUCAACCAAUGAAGCAUUAUCAUCAGAAGACAUACGAAAAGCAAGCAGCUUCUUAAAGAAACACAUUGACAACAUCACAAAAGAUAUGAGUGAUACACCAGUCAUGGAAAACAAGUCCUGCAUGUUAGGUCUGAAGUCGUAUGUUUUGCUAUGUAAGAUACUUGAUAAGAGCAUCCUCUAUGAUUACCAAGAAAAAGAACUGUAUGGUGUACUUAAGACACCAAGAAGAGUUGAAGGAAAGAUAUCAUCACUGCUCACUAAAUUCAGAACACCAGAAGCUCCAACACCACAGAAGGUAGUUGCAGUGGAAACACAAGAUAAAGAAAGUUCAAAGGGUCAACGAAAGUCCAGAAUGAAUUUCAUUGAAGAAAUGGCACCAAAGAGAACUUCAAUAUGGCAGGUGAUUGUAGAAGAUGAAAAYGAACAAAAUCACAGAAAACYKCUUGUUGUCAURAACACACYRACAUCAAGAAAAAGACCCUUUGAGGGACCCAAUCAUUGURGUGCAAUGAAGGACACAACWAGCUCCCCUCUAMGAAAACGUCCCUGUGAGUCAAUGRAGGACCAAGAGAAUAUAGUUCCUUCUUGCUCAAGAGGGAAAAAAGGAAMAUGUWCAGCAAAGAGGGGUUUGCUUAGUCAGCAGAAAGAGCCUGAAGGAACAAAGAAAAGAAAUGUUAAGAAUGUUGCCCAAAAGAAGAAAUUAAGUAAGCCUGUUAAAGUGUUGAAAGGCCAGCAGUCAUUGACAUGCUUUUUUAGAUAA
Exaiptasia diaphana is the source of this 2016-nucleotide messenger RNA. RefSeq names its product PCNA-interacting partner. The transcript has 11 exons. Gene Ontology annotation, cellular component: chromatin. Gene Ontology annotation, biological process: negative regulation of double-strand break repair via homologous recombination. The record is from RefSeq and is a predicted model, not a curated record. NCBI's taxonomy places the organism in Eukaryota, Metazoa, Cnidaria, Anthozoa, Actiniaria, Aiptasiidae. The coding region runs from base 31 to 2016 and encodes 661 amino acids.